ACAGAUUAAAUAAUAAAUAACAUGAGUUCAAAUGCAACUGCUGAGAGAUUAAAACAUGUUUAAGAAUUGAGAAAAGCUCACUUUUACUUCGGAUUUGAUUAAGACACAAAUCAUCAAUCAGUAGCUAAGCAACCAAUGCCAAUGUAGAAGACAGCUAAAGUGAGACCAAUGACAUCUUUAGUAGAGAAAGACUAAAAAUUAGAAUAAUAGUAACCAAUAUAAGUUCCAAAAUUACAAUAAAACCAUUUUCAUUUAGGAGAUGAUAAACCAAAAUUGGAGUCAAUAUAAAAAUCUGAUUAUUAAAGACCUUAAAGUACAGCUAUAGCUAAAUUAAGUGAUGAAACUAAGAAAGAUUUGAGAUCUCAUCAUUUUUAAUUAGGUUUUCAUGAUUUCAAUAAACCAACUGAAUACGAAUAGAAUUUUGGAGAAUAAGGCAAAUAUGAUUUCAAAAAGGCUGAUAAUGCAGAUUUGCGUAAACAUCAUCAUGAUUUUGGUGAUAAUAAUAAUUAUUAUUCUUCUAUGUACGAUACAGUGCAUAAUAAACAAUAUGAUAAGACUUUAUUAGGAUAAGGAUAUUCUAAAGAAAGAAUGGCAUAAAUGAAUGUAUAAUUAAGGAAAACUAAUUUGGUUAUGGGAAGAGAUGGUAGCGGUUACACAACUUAAAAUUAAGCUAUUUAUGGUAAACCAUAAUUAUAAGUCAAUAAUUUUCAAGACAAGACAUAACAAUUAGUUAGAAAUACUCAUAUUACAAUGGGUACAGACAGAGUUGAAUAUACAAGUUAAGCUAAGGCUUCACAUAUAGGAACUUAAGGGGAUAAAUCUUUUUUAAAUGAGGCUUAAUUAAAAGAUUUAAGAGCAACUCAUUUUUAAGUCGGAAAUAAUUAAGAAGUUCAUUAUUAAACAGCAUAUAGAUCAUAGUUUUCAGAUAGAAAAGGAUAAUAAGAAUAAAUAAAGAAUCCAUAAUUUUAAUCUAAUAAUUUUGAUCUUAAAGAUGAAGUUGUCAAACCGUCAAUUUAAGAACAUUAUAAAAGUACAUAUAAUCAACAAUUUCAUGGAUAAAAAGGUGAGAAAGUAAAUCCAAUUGUUGACAAUUCUAAAAAUAUUAUGAUUGGAAAUGAUAAACUAAGUUAUUAGAGUGAAGCUUAAGCAAGGUUUAGAGAUUUUCAUUCAAAACCUGGAAAAUUAAAAGAGGAAGUAUAAGCUGAUUUAAGAAAACAUCAUUUUAAAUUUGGAAAUGACGAAGAAACAAUAGAAUCAGUAGCAAAGGCAUAAUUUAAGAAUCCUAAUGGAUAACCAAGUAAAAUGGAUGCAGAAAUGAAAAGAGUAAGUUUAAAAUUGAUAUGAUUAAUAGGACUUAAGAACACAUCAUUUUUAAUUAGGAUAUCAUCAGAAUGAUUAUUUAACUCAUUAAAAAGAGUUUGGAUCAAAAUAAGGACCUCCAAAUAAGUUACCUCCAGAGAUGGCGUAAAGAGUUAGAUAAAGUUCAUAUUAGAAUUGA
Molecule: messenger RNA, 1498 nt
Organism: Paramecium sonneborni
Lineage: Eukaryota; Ciliophora; Oligohymenophorea; Peniculida; Parameciidae
Source: the annotation of a GenBank genome assembly